Molecule: messenger RNA, 12767 nt
Organism: Pelobates cultripes (western spadefoot toad)
Lineage: Eukaryota; Metazoa; Chordata; Amphibia; Anura; Pelobatidae
Source: the annotation of a GenBank genome assembly
CUGAUGUGCUGACGUCAUGGGUAGCUGCUGCAGCUGCCGAGACGGACUCCCAGAUAAUCAUCCCACUAAGUUCAAGGUAUAUGAGUAUGCAUGUACUGUUACACCAGCCAUGUUUAUUUUGUAAGAUUUGCAUUUAGUUCAUGGCAGAAAUAUCGAUAUGUGGUUUUUUAUUUGUUGGGUUUUUUUUCACCCUUAAUGCGUAGCUCUGGAUACUAGUCCAUUUGAAACCCACUCAUAAUUUGCUCACGCCUAGAUAAUUGUAUUCUGCUAAUUUUUCUGUGUCCAAUUCCUAGCUUGUAUUGACAUCAGAACAGCUAAUUUGUUUUGGAGACCAGCUGGGCAAAAGACUAACAAGGUUGAGGGAAAACACCAUUCUAAAUGUUAUAUCUAUAUCUAAGUUGAUUGGAAAAUAGAACACUCAGUGAUUAAAGUUCUGAAACUAUAGAACUCCUUUAGCACAAUUUAUAUCAACCAAGCAUAAUGCAGAUAAAAUAAUCUUCAUUAUUUAUUAAAAUUCAACAAAAAAUAUCACAAUUGCACUUAAAUCUAUAUUUCAGUAAAAAAAAAAAUCUUUAUCCACUGAGUGUUCUAUUAUAUCAUGGUGGGGACCUUACCAGGCUGAUGGUAAGACACAGGUAAUUUCUAAGUAAAGCAUUGAACUUUAUAGCUAUCUCCUAGAAAUGAGUGCUUGAAAUGGUGCUUGAUAUUGAUAACUUCUCUUCUCUGUUUGCAAAGAAGAUAACUUUUGUUGGAUUUGUGAACUAAUGAAACCCCCUAUAACAAGUUAAUUUUAAGAGCCUGUGUUGUGUGUUAUUCUCUGCAGGUCACCAACGUUGAUGAUGAGGGAACAGAACUGGGUUCAGGAAUCAUGGAAUUAACACAGACUGAGCUUGUCCUACACACCCGGAAGCGUGAUGCUGUGAGAUGGCCAUACCUCUGCCUGCGCCGUUAUGGCUAUGAUUCUAAUCUCUUCUCCUUUGAAAGUGGUCGGCGAUGCCAGACUGGUCAGGGUAUGGUUGCUUCUUUAUGGAUAUGGCCGCUAAAACAUCGCUUUCAUUACAUUUUGCUGGCCCAGUGAAGUUGCCAAACUAAUGAAAGGUUCAAACUGAGAAAGACCUUUUAGAUGAGCGUCUAUUUUGAACAAUGACCCAAUCCAGUGUUCCUCAUUGGAAAACAUUAAAUCAAUGCUUGCUAUGGUAGCUUCCUCAUCAUGUGACCUAGUUUUAUUUAGUCAGUAUGACAGCCACUAGAGGUGGAUUUAUGCCUGCAAUGCAAACAUUCCAGUUUCUAUAAAAAACAAACUGACAUUUUUACAUUGCAGGUUUAAAACUAAAGGACCACUGCGCUCAGAGCACUUCAUUUAGGUGAAGUGUUCUCUUUGAAUAUAGGUAUCCUUUAAUCACACACGCAUAGUGUUAUAAUAUGAGAUUAUUUUUUUUGUAGAAUAAUCAGCAAUUAUAGUACAGGGGUAGCAGGAGUCACCUAACAAUUUAUUGUAUAUCACUGACCACAUUUUAAUGUUCUUCCUCUGCAGGAAUAUUUGCAUUUAAAUGCUCAAGAGCAGAAGAAAUCUUCAACUUGCUGCAGGAGCUGAUGCAACGGAACAGUAUAAGCGUAGUGGAAGAGCCAGUUAUAAUCACCAGGUCUGGUCACCCAGGAGAGAUGGAUCUACAGCGUACCCAACAGGCUCCUGGAGGUGAGGAGACUUAAAAAGGGUGGAAUCUCGUAAAAACCCUGUGUGAGUGAGAAGUGAAGUCAGUGUUACCAUUGGAAACCUAAGCUAUUAGUAAUUCAGAGGUAGUUGUCCAAGAAUAGUGGCAACAACCAUUUUUUUAAAUCUGUAAUGGGUAGCUACAUUUUAAUCUUAUCAAAACUGGAAGAUAUUCUUCUGUGUUUUUAACACAAUGCUGUAGCUUUUCCCUAAUGCAUUAAACAAAAUUCAUUAUUUUUUUCCUCCAAUUCCAGUGAUUAAUAAGAUCCAGCAUUUAGCAUGAGAUGCAUGGCGUUUUUAUCCCUUGUAUGAGCUUGCAGGCUGUCCAUGUUGCCAACAGCCACUCAAUGCUAUCUACAGAGUAAGACUUUUCUUAGGACAUGGGAUUAUGAAGGUUUCUUUAGCAGCCUCUUCAUCCCUCAAGUGGUGUUAAACUGCAGUCAGAAUAAAAUAUUGUGUAUCUUGUCUAUUGUACUGUUCUCAUAAAUUUUAAUAAUUUAUUUUAUUAAAGAAGCAGAUAUUAAAAUACAAAUUUAAAGCAUAACUCACUUGUAUUGUGGAACAUGAAACUGUCACGCCCAGAGACAUUAAUUUCGCUUUAGGAAAUGAGAGCAGCUUUCUGUCUGUAUGAUAUGUGCCGUUAAAGGGUUACUAUCCAUAAGGUCCUCCCACUCCAAUUGCAGUAAAACUUAUUUGAAAAAAAAAAAAGGGAUUUUAAUAGUAUUAAGGGACAAUAUAAAAAUAUAUAUAUAAUCCAUUUCACCUGUAUCCUGCUGAGAGCAUGAGUCAUGCUUCAGUGGGUGUUAAAACUGCUGUAAUACACACCUUUUCUGCACAUCCCAGUUUGGGAACCACAUAUUUGCACCUCAUAACAGGUUAAAAGUCGCCAUGUUGGUUUUGCGUAAAUAAAAUGUAUCCAUUCUUAGAAAGCCUGUCCAAAGCUGCCCUAACAACUCAUUCUGGCUGUUUUUCUCCUCCCUUCAUGCUGCUAGUGAACUUACUCCCCCUUGCAGGCAUUGCUUUCCCUUAACACUAUUUUUCUCGAUUUGGUUGGGGAUCUCCUAGUACGUUUAGGCUUUCAUACCUACUUUGAUCUAUUGCUUUCCCAAUCGCACUAUAGUGUUAGGCUUAAGCAGGAGAGAUGCUUAGAGGAUGGACUGCCUGAUAAAAUUAGUGCAGAGCACAGUCUACUUAUUUCUGCGCAAGCAGGAAGUGCUUCUAGUGGCGGUCUGAUUGACAGCCAUUAGAGGCAGUCUUAACCCUACAAUGUAAUUAUUGAAGUAAACAUUGCAGGGUUAAGGUACAAGGUCUUUGUACUUAGACCGCUUCAAUAAGCUGAAGUGCUCUGGGUGCCUUUAAUGUCUCUUUAAAGGUGACAGUUGAAACCUCUGAGAAUAAGUGAGUUUAUUAGUUUUGUAUGAUGGCAGUUGUAAUCCAAGCAGCUUGAAGCUUUGCUUUCCCUAUAUUAAAAACUUUGAACAUAAGCAACAGUCCCAUGCAAAAACAGCAUCAUGAUGACCAUGUCCUUUAAUUACUUUCUAAACCUUGAAGUUGCUGGUAAAAUGCAGUGUUCCCAAUAAUGGCAUUGUUUAUUUAAAAGAACAUUCCAGGAUUACAAAUAAAAGCAUGUAUUUGAAACUGCCAUAAAAGCAACUCUGUCGCCCCUCAGGGUUCAUAUUCGGCACUCGCCACACUACACCUGCAUCACUUCUCAUAGGGAAUCAUUGAAUCCAAUAAAGUGAGGAGGGUACUUUUAAUCCCUAAAGCAGUUCAGAAAAGCGGAAUGUUCUGAAUUUGAAAUAAUACUUUCUUGCUUUCAAUAGUUUUGCAUGACUAUGACAUUAUAUAGUGUUCUUUAAUUCACUACGACAUAAAAUCAUAAAUAUCCAUGAUUUUAUGUUGUAGUGAAUGGCUAAAUGUGCAAAAUGAUUGCUUACUCGAUAAAAUAAUAACCUCUUUCACAACAUUUGUUGCUAAUUGUAUUAUCAGUCUGCUAUUGGCACGAUAAAGAUUUAAAUAUGACCAUUUCAAGCUAGCAACAUAUGUAUGCAAUAGUGCCAGGCAUUUCAAAAGCUGCUAGUGUUACUUACACAGCCAACAAUGCCAGAUAUCUGAGUGCAGCCUUUUAUUCCCCUAACUACGCUAAUGAGAAGCAGCUUGCAGUUUCUACAUGGUGCAUCCAUUAAGCACAAAUAAUACAAACUGUUAAUAAAGUUGGCUUCCUGGUAAUCUUUUCUCAUGAUCUGUUUCUCGAUGCUUAGAAUAGAUGGAUUCAUACCAAAUCUAAAAUCACAUGCCGCAUUAGUUCUUUCGUUACUAAAUUGCCUUUCUUUUGAACUUCUGUCAACUUAUGUCAUGUACUACUCCAUGUAAAGCAAUACAUUUCUCUUCUAUGAUAUCAUUUAUCCCCUUAAGGACCAAAUAUCUGGAAUAAAAGGGAAUCAUGACAUGUCACAUAUGUCGUGUCCAUAAGGUGUUAAAACUGAGCAUUUAUAUUUGAGCAAGAAUGAGCUUCUGUGUGGAGGCUCUGGUACAGUUCAUUAUUGCGAAAAAAGCAUGGUACAGGUAUCUUGCAAAAUGCUACAUUUCCUCUGGCACAUCAGAAUAAUUGAUAUAUGUUGUUGCCCUACUAUCAGCAAUUGUUGUUAACCUUCCCCCCCCCCCGUUUUGAAAGUUUGUUUUUAUUGCUAUUUACAUAUGAUAUGGUGUUUGGUAUUUUGUAUAAUUUUUGCUAUUUAUGUUCUAUAAGCAUUCCGGUUUGAAUAGCAUUUUUACAUUUAAAUUAGUCCGUUCUCUAUUUUCACCAUAUGUAAAUAAACUCCCUUUCAUGUAUUAAAUGCAUCUAACAACGUCUAUGUUGUAAUCUUAGGGCUUUGUAUUUUUGUGUUAGAGACAAUCAGAGAGGGAAAAAAGGUAUUUAAAAAAAAAAUAAAAAUAAAAAAAAAUUUUUUAUGAUACUGUGACUAAGAUUUAAUACGGUCAUACAUCAGUUGGCGCAAAAUGUUAUAACGUUACCAUAACCUAUUGACAGUCUUUUAGACAUACUGUGCUAUUAGUUGGAUAACAAAUUGUGAAACAAAAUAAUUAUUUCAGAUUUCUUUAUAAUUGUUUUUUCCUUUUUGUCUCCCAUUUCCUCUUUGUAGCUCUGGGAUACACAGGAUUUCCCAAUGGGUUUCACAACUUUCCGCGGGAGGGUCCGUCAUUCCCUUCCUCCCGUCAUCCCACAAUGGGAAAUCUGAGGCACCCUUCUGUUGGCGAGGAGUCCACACUUGGCCUUAUGACCCCAGAGGAUCAGGUAUGCUGCAGCUAGUAAUAACCAUGCCAUUUUAUGUUUUUACAUGCAACAGUUAAAGGACCACUAUAGUGCCAGGAAAACAAACUUGUUUUCCUGGCACUAUAGGGUCUUUGGGUUCCCCUCACCCUCAGGGUCCCUCUCCCGCCCGGCUCAAAGGGCCUAAAGGGGUUAAAUUCGUACCUUUCUCCAGCGCUGGGGACUCUCCUCCCUCUUCCGACGUCAGCACCAAAUACCCCUGCGUGGCAAGAGCCGCGCGCGCAUUCAAUCAGUCCAUAGGAAAAUCACAGUGAGAAGCGCCUCUAGCAGCUGUCAAUGAGACAGCCACUAGAGGCUGGAUUAACACUAAUGUAAACAUAGCAGUUUCUCUGAAACUAUCUUUACAGCUGCAGGGUUAACCCUAGAUGGACCUGGCACACAGACCACUUCAUUGAGCUGAAGUGGUCUGGGUGCCUAUAGUGGUCCUUUAAAGGCUAACAUUGAUUGUGGAUAGCAAAGGCUGUUUAGAUAAUUUUGAGAUUGUGACUGUCUGUAAAGUCUUUCUACUUUUAAAGGGUAUCUGUCAGGACAAACACAACUUGAUCUUAAAUGAUAGAGCAUCAAAUUUCAGCUAUACACCGUGCUAGCAAUAAUUACUGGCAAAUGUUUAGAUUUAUAUAAAAUCAGAGGUUAAAAAAACAGCCCUUUCCACCUUAUCUCAUUCAGUUCAAUCUGUGUCUAUCAGCACAUGAGUAGAGAUGACUAGGCUGUGCUCUGCACUUAUUUAAUCAUGCAGUCUAUCCUCUGGGAUUCUCUCUUGCUUGAAUUCAGCCUAAAGGAAAGCAAUGCCUGCAAGGGGAAGUAAAUUUACCAGCAGCAUGGAGAGAGGAGAGAAACAGCCAGAAUAAGUUAUUGAAGCGGCUUUGGACAGGGAAUCUGAGAAUGGAGAGAGAGAACAGAUAUAUGCUAUUUACACAAAGCCAACAUAAAAUGUUGGUGACUUUUAACCUGUUAUGAGACACAAGUAUGUGCUUCCAAAAAAGUGAUAUGUAACACCCACUGAAACAUCGUUGAUGCUCUCAGCAGGAUACAGGGGUAAUGGUAAUAUAUUAAAAUAUGGGCUUUUAAUAGUAUUAAGGGACAAUGCACAAAAUAAAUGAAGUGCUGCACAAUAACAAUGUCUACAUUUGAAAUCUGUGGUUGGGGGUCCGCCAACUAUCAGGAACUCCUUACAGACCUCACAAUUUAGGGUGAAAACAAAAAAUGUUUGUUCUGGAUCAAAAGGACAAAAAUUAAAUAAGUUUUUCGUCCGGAAUACAUUCAAGAUUAAGGCCUCAUAGAUGAAACGUUAAAUUUUAUUUUUGUCCUUUUGAUCCAGAAUAAAAAAAUAGUUUUCACUAUACAUUGUGACGCGUGAGCAUUAAGAGACAAACCACAUAAUUGUGUAACAUGAGCCAGCCAGGUGGUUAGAAAACAUCAAACCUAUAUCUGGCAGGGUUAAUUUAAGGAUCUGGUCCAUUUUAUCUGGAGAAGCAGAACACACCCAGUUUUCUGCUUUGUAUAAUUGAAUCCUUAGUUAAGUUAUUGCCUUGUGCAGAAUUAAUAGGGCAUCUUGAAGACCUAAAAAGCUUGUGGUAAGGAAGAUGACAGGGCAUUUAGGGUAAAGUGUCAUGAUUCCUUCGACACAUCCAAAAAGAAGCACUCAUUGGGUUCAAGUAUGAGCAUUUUAUUGGAUCGUAACACACAGCAACGUUUCAAACUUAACAAAAGUCUUUGACAAGCUAACACCACAUAAAACACUACACUUAUAUAUACAGUGCACACUAAAUCAAUUAGGGUUAAUGAUCAUUUACCCCAUCAUUCCAUUAUGGGAGAAGAUUGGAGAUGGGCAAUAAAGCAUGACGCAUUAACAAAGCCAAAAGUUGUCAAUGGAGUGCAAAGUAGCAAGUUCACCUAAGGUGGAAUGCAAGUGGAGCACCACCCCAACGAAGUGAGCAUGUGCAGAACCAUGUAACAUCGCAGGAGCAAAAGACCCACAAUAAACAAUAAAGUGCACAUGUGCAAGGCUCAGGAAUUAAUCAGAAGCAUCACUAGUGUACAAAAGUAUAGCAUGAGCGAGUAGAGCCGAAACCUUGCUAAAGUUCACAAAAUAAGCACAAAUGUGCCAGACUGUAAAACUAAGUGGCAAUUUUGCAAAAGCAUAAAAUACAGAAAAGUGCAGGAGUAAAAUAAAGGUUUCUUAAGGAAAAUAGUUUCUGUAAGUUUACAUUAAAAUCAUAAAAAAUAACACCAAAACUACUAACCAAAAACGGCAAGUGAAAUAUAAAAUUACAAAUGCAGAAAGAUAAGUCCUACGCUCACUCCCAUCACUGGGCGGCAGCAAUGACUACAAUACACAUCAGCCCCAAUAUAAAGUAAAAACCAAAGAAAAACAAGUUGCCUGCGCUCUCUCCUUAAUCCCUAUGUAUUUUUAAACAAAUGGAGGUUUUUAGUUACCUCCAAUGGCCAUGAGAGGAUAAGCCACCCGCCAACGUCAAGGCAGACCCACCGAGGUGGGUCCUAACUCUAACCAUUCACCUUGCUUCCUUGAGCUUCUAGCAAAGAUCUCUGAGACAGAAAGGGGUAUUUUUUAUAUACACCCCUAUAUAUUAUUAACCCUUAAUAGGGAACACAUGGGAUGGGCGGCUGCAUUGUAACUAGGCUGAGUGAUACAAAAAAUGGAUACAAAUGCAGAAAGAUAAGUCCUGCGCUCAAAAUAAAUAGGGAUUAAGGAGAGAGCGCAGGUAACUUGUUUUUCUUUGAAAUAUAAAAUUACACCACCUCAGAUUAAUGUCAAUAUGUUGUAUUCUUCAUUAAGUCCUUUCAAGCCUCUCUUAACAACAAUUUUUUACCUCUAUUCUCCCUUCUGAUGUUUUCAAGGACAUGCACAACCAUCUGAAAUUUAAGUUGUGAAACAUUAUGACUGAUUUCAGAGAAAACAGCAGGCAAAGGCAAAUCUACCAAAUCCGUUUGGAUUGUGGGCUUGUGUCGGGGCUUGACAAAUGCCAGGUCGCCAUGGUGACUAUGAAUUUUGUCCUGGCGCCUGGGAUUGGUCGGCCCACUCCCUCCUCCUCCUCCUAUCACAAUACCGCAGGGGAAUUGCAAGCUGGCAGGGGACUGCCUGUUUGCCGCCCGCUCCCCUCACCCCCCUCCUCAGAGCCAGCCUGCCUGCCCGCCCGCAUUCCUCAGAGCCAUCCCCCAUUCUUCAGAGCUGGCCUCCACCCCGUCCCAUUACGAAGAGCCAGCUGCCCGCCCAUUCGCCUGCGCGGCCUCAGUGCUGGGAGGAAGUAAUUGGUUACCUUUGCUUCUCCCGGUGCACAGAGAUCUGCACGUGAUUGGAGAGACAGGAGGAGGGGGAGUCUGGAACAGCGGCAGCCUUUUUCCAUCAGCCACAGCCAGCCCAACUAACCUAUUGUCACUUGCUGCUGCCCAGUCCCACUGGACCCCAGAGAAGCCACCCUUCUGAGCCCAAAAGGUAGUAAACAGGAGGGUGGCUAAAAUAUGCAUUUUUUUGUGUAUCUCUUAUGUCUGUGUGUAUCUAUUUGAGUGUUUAAAAUAAAUACUUUGUGACUGUGUGGGAGAAUGUGUAUGUUUGUCACCAGCCCCCUCUGAUCGCAUGGGAAUGGUGCUCUUACUCCUCUUUUUUGCAACGCCGCAGCUGGCCUGGUUCCAUAGCCGAGAUUAUCAAUUACCCAUUAGCAUCUCCUCAUAGAGAUGCAAUAAAUCAAUGCAUCUCUAUGGGGAAUGUUCAGCACCUCCAUGCAGAGUGUGGAGAUGCUAAAUGUAGAUGCUGCACAUUGUGCAGCACUGAGAUAGGAGACACUGGUGACUAUAGUGUAGUAGUCCUGGUGACUAUAGUGUCUCUUUUUAAGAAUUUUUUAUUUUUUGGGAGGGGAGGUGGGGAACUGGCUCCUAAUUUUUUUUAUUUUUUUUUUAGCUGGCUCAUAGAUUGAAAGCAAAUUUGCUCUGACUUAUGCUUGGAGAACCUUUCUUUCAUCUUUUGUGAUAUCUGACAAAUAUACAAAUAACCACAAGGGCAUUUUAAAUUAUAAACUAGAAAAUUUGAAUUACAAGUUACAAAUUGUUUAUUCUGAUAUUUUUGCCACUAAGCUGAUGAUUGAAAAUAGAGCUCUGGAAUAUAGAGUGGCAAGCUACACAACUAGAAACAGAGAAACAGACCUUUUCAGCUGUCAAAAACACUAUAUAUGGUAUAAAACCAUAUACUAAUUGGUGGAGUGCAAAUAAAUAAGUGAAUAAAAAAAAGAACUUGUGCAGGGGUUGACUUACCCCGUAAAUAUUGUAUAACAAACUUGAAGGUACAUAUGAAAAGAAAAAGAACAAAGAAAAAAAUAUAUAGUGUAGAUGGUCUUGAGACUAAUGAUCAUUAGUAGAUAAAUAACUAGAACCACUCACAUGGUAUGGAGCCUAUAUAAUAUUGGCUCCGUAAAAUGGACCUCUUUGCUUUUAGGGCAGCAACACACCACUCACUCUAUGACGUUUCCUCCAAAAGAAGUACAAAAAAGAGAGAAGUGACCAAUGUGUGAUAUUGUACAAAUUCAGAUAAAUCUCCUACUGGUAAGUAUUACGCUCACCUUUUUCAGAGCCUUCAUUGCCUGGCUUUGAGGGUAAUUUUCAGAGUGCCACUUUUCUGGGGAUGGCACUUCCCCAGUGAAGACUCUUUGAGGCAUCAAUGACUUAAUUGGAAUAGCUUAUAAAAUUAAAAUUUGAUUCCAAAUAAAAACAUGUAGUAUAUAUUGUAAAAAUGGAAUUAAUGUCCAAUAUAAAGUUGCCGAAAAUCAGGGUGACAGCUUAGAGGAUCAUCCCCUCUGAUGAGCUGAUAAGCAAAGAUUUCCAACAGUACUCGUCCAAUUAAGACUCUGUUGGAUAAUUCUGAUCUUAUACAGUGACAGAAUUCAGUCUGACAUAUGACUACUUAUUCAUUUUAGUUUUUGUCUUGGUGGUUUGCAGUGAGAUUUAGUCCAUGUUUUGGGACUUUUUAAUGGAAAACUAUUAAAAGUGAAGUUUUAAUGAUUUAUAACCACCUUCCUGGGAUAUUCCACCUUAUCUAUAUAUCUCAUUACUGCUACCUCCAGCUCUCUCUCUUUCUUUUGAAUAUUUUAACUCUAGGGGUUAUCCCCCAUUAGGAGGUACUGGUUAACAAUUUGGCGCUUUUCUCUCUUUUUCUUUAAAAACAAAAAAACAAAUAAAACCAGAUUAGUGUACACCGUAAUAUGUAGUGCAAAACACCAUAAAAAAAAAAAGACCUACUCACAUGUUCUGGAACAUGUGAGUAGGUCUUUUAUCUUUUUUUUAUUGUGUUUUGCACUAUAUACCCUUAUGAGGACUAUUUAGGUGCUGCACCUACCUCGUGUUUUUUUAUUAACUAAAGUUUGUCUGCUUAGAUGUUAAAUCCGUCAAAUUCUUGUCGUUUUAACUUUCCAUGUACUUAGAUUUGAGAAGUAAUUUUUGUUUUGGAAAGUGAAUUACCUUUUCCUUAGCAUGGAAUGUGAUUUCUCUAGCAUCAUGGGCAUGUGUAUAACUUAAUGUGGUUGACAUUUAAAAAAAAAAAAAAAAAAGCAGUAAUAGUUUUCAGCCCAAGAAUGGGGUGUGGGGGUAGGACAAAAAUAGUAGCAGAGAGAGAAAACACUUGAAUGAGUUUUGCUUCUAUUCAAAAACUUUCUCAACAGCCUUUGAGAAAUUGUCUUUGAAUAGACCGGCUAAUGCCUUUUUUUCAUUUACGUAUUACUUUACUUUUCAGUAAACCUCAACAAUAUUACAGUAAGUGCCAAUGUUAUUUGAAUUCAAAGUGAAAAUGAACUUAUAGGUGAGGAUAUUACUCCUAUAACCAGAAGACUGGGGAAGCAACACUGUUUUAUUUUGUUUUUUUGGUUUUUUUACAUUUGAAUUGUUUUGCUCAAGGCUACCCCUUACAUGUCUCCUGUUCUGCAGUUGCUUCUACUCCUUGGAAUGCACUAUUAAGUUACUGGCUUUCUAGUACAUUAUUGUAAUUUAAUCACUCACUGUGAUAGUGGCAGUUUGCUUACUUCAAAUAUGCAUAUUUUUUUUUUAUUUUUAUAAAAGCAUGCUUUGCUUUUUGUCCCGUGAUUGUGCUUUUUUGUCUUUACUCCUUUAAUCAGCAUUACCAAUGUAAACUCCACUUAAAUUUAGAAAUGGUGGUAAAUUCUGAAAAAUAUACAGCGUAUCUUAAAACUCCGACAGUACCUUCACGCUUUUGUAGUUUACCCAGAUUACUCAAAUAAUUCAGUGGCUUCCAUUCAGUUGUCCAAUGUGUGCUUGCAUCAUAUUAGCUUAACAUAAAGGUGUUGAACUAUUUUACAUAUAAUACAUAAAACAGAAACUAUAUUGCACAUAUGUUACUGUUUUUGCAGAAGGGCUAAAAUCCAAAUAGAAUACCUAAUUUUUUCCCCCCUGUUUUACAGUCUCACACCUAUGUGAAUACAGCUAGUGGAGAAGAGGAAAUAGGAGGACGGCACUGCAUGCACUCUUUACCUGAGGCUCAUGCACCCUACCAUGACCCACCAAGGCAUAUGCUGGGCCCAGGAUGCUCAAUGGAAGAGCGAAAUCCCCAGGUUUUUCUUCAGCCUGGGGAGGUGAAAUUUGUUUUGGGUCCAGCUCCUGCCUAUAGACGAAUGCCUAUGAGAGCAGAUGGAUUCUGCCGACACCACAGAGACUGCCAGGGCCAUGUCUGUGGUGGCGAGAGGGAUCCCUUGCCACCACACAAUAAUAACAAUGAGUGCAAGGAUCAGUGGAGCACACACAAGUGUGCCUACGAGAACAUAAAUGGUUUAGUGCCAUCAGGAAACAUCGCUCUGCAUAGGGGGACUGCCAGCAGGGGUCUAAAACUGUCUUCAGAAGGGCUGCCUUACAACAGCUGUUCACACCGCAGAACAGCAAUGCUUCACUAUGAAAACCUGCCCUCCCUGCCUCCUGUGUGGGAAUGCCAGUCAUUACAGCAUGAAGAUGAAGAGGAUGAAGAUGAAGAAGAGGAGGAUUCUGCUGAGGCCAUGACACCAUCUCUUAAUGGCUACCACGAUGACCCUUUACAAAACUACAUGAAUGCAGAAAGUGCCACAGCAUGUGGUGGGUACCACCACCAUCGACCAGACUGCCAUACCCGACGAAGCUGUCCGCCCAGUGUAUUCAGCUUUGACUUCAGGCGGCCACGUGCAGAACAGAGGCAACUCAACUACAUCCAAGUGGAGCUUGAGGGGAAGAGUGAAGGUAAGGGGAGGCAGAUUCCUCAAAUAACCUGCACCCCAGCUCCAAAUCACCGACGUGCAGACUCUUAUGCUGUUAUUGACCUCAAAAAGACAGCUGCUAUGUCUAGCCUCCAGAGAGCUAUGCCCCGAGAUGAUGGAACGUCAAGAAAAACCCGGCACAAUAGCACGGACCUGCCCCUGUAAAUGCGGACUGUGACUCCUCUUUGUCUUUAUCCCUGAUCUUUUUCAAAAGCCAUCUCAGCGGCUCCUCCUGGCUUUUUUUCUCUGUGCCCUUUUAUGUGACUAAACCCUGGUCUCUCACACCCAGUUCCUGUUGUGUAAUGUUCCCAGUGGAGCAAACUUUCCCACACUCUAAAGAAUGUGCAAAUUAACUUUUCGGGAGGGAGAAAAAAAGGAGCAGGAUUUGAGACAGCCACAGUACACAUGGUGCUUCUUAUGUGCAUCAAGGGCUGGCCAGACACAGGACUGAGGGCCACCGCAUCCUGCUGAAAAUGCUCUUUGUGGG